This is a messenger RNA of Oppiella nova, 1423 nucleotides long. Lineage: Eukaryota; Metazoa; Arthropoda; Arachnida; Sarcoptiformes; Oppiidae. The record is from the annotation of a GenBank genome assembly.
AUUUAUUGUGAGCCGAAUAAAAAUUCCAUCAUUUCAUCGAUUUUUUCUGCGCUUAAGACACAAAAAGAAAUUAUAAUAAAUAUUUGAUUGCGAAGUAAUUGUGAGGAAAAUGGAUUUGCGAACCAAUUCCCGGACGACAGGUAUAGAGAAGAUGGAGAAACUGGAGACCGAGAAAAUCAAAUUCAAUAUCGACGGUCUCAUUGGAUCGCAUACUAACUCAGGCAGUACUCGUGACCCAACGCCGACAACCACUACAUCACCUCUUCAUCUGCAUCCACACCAUCACCACAACAGCACCAAUGGUACGCCUCCACAGCCACUGUCUGUGUCUCAGGUCACUCAUCCACUGUCGCAUCCAGUCAUAGGUCCGGCCGCUCUGUCACAUAUGGCCGGUCCCUUCUCUCCCUUUCAAACGGCAGCUGUCAGUAAAUUAUUGGGUCGUUAUUACGAGGCGUCUUCAGGAGCGUCCGCGGCCGCCCUCUUUCGGUCUCCCAAUCACUCGACGGUCAUCGGGGGCUCCAAACCAAAGGUCGCGACACCCGUUGUGGUCAAUAAGAUUGAACAGUACAAGAGGGAGAACCCAACCAUCUUCGCCUGGGAAAUACGGGAACGGCUUAUCAGCGAAGGUGUCUGUACCAACGGAACGGCACCCUCUGUCUCAUCAAUCAAUCGGAUCCUUAGGAACAGAGCCGCCGAACGCGCGGCCGCAGAGUUCGCCAGAAAUUAUCAGUUGGCGGCCGCAGCCACUGCCGCCUCCGUUCACUACCCACUGGCCCCUCACCCGCACCACCAUUCAGCACAUCCUUCUCACCCAUAUGCGGGAGGCAAUUCAGGUCACGCCCACCAAAUGUACGCCGCCUGGGCUGCAGCCGCGACGGCUGCUGCACUGGCCUCUCACCAGCACACACACGGCCAGUCCGGUCACCACUUCUGGCCGCCAUCCCCCCUAACUCACGCCGCGCUCCUCCAACAACAGCACAAUAAUAGGGAUGAGUUGGAGAACAACAGUCCAAGAGACCUGGAUAGAGAUGUGGAUAAGGAUGACAUUAAGCACAAUAGCAAUAGCAGUAAUCAUAGCAACUCUUCCUCACCAAACCACAGCAACACAUCAGCCGUUCUCUCACAACAACAGUUAGCAUUCGAUCCGCACCUGACAUUCGACCCGAACUCGAGUUCCGCCAAAUUUCGCCGAAACAGAACCACUUUCUCUCACAAUCAGCUCGAAGUACUCGAAGAGGAGUUCGAGAGAACACACUAUCCCUGUGUCACUACCAGAGAAAGACUCGCACAGAUCACCAGCUUGUCUGAGGCCAGAGUUCAGCUCGAAGUACUCGAAGAGGAGUUCGAGAGAACACACUAUCCCUGUGUCACUACCAGAGAAAGACUCGCACAGAUCACCAGCUUGUCUGAGGCCAGAGUUCAG